AACAUUUAUACGUAUAUCUCUCUCUUUGAUCUAAUGUACAUUGCCAGAAUCACAAAGCUUCGUUUGAUCUCUUUCUCCAAAUGUGCACUUCUAGUAGAUCAUCACCACAGAGGCAGCAGACAUGGACAUUUGUCCCGCAAUAAAUUCAUGCAGCUUCCGUAUCCACGUGUGUACAAACCAGAGAGAAACCACACUUCAGACAGAGGGAGAAAGUUUCUCCAUGGCAGGCCUUUUUUACGUGUCCAAACAAACCAACAAGCCCAGCCUCAUAUUCAACAAGAAUUCCCUACAAACAAAGGUCUGGGCUCAGGAAUCAAGAAACUUCUGAAUAUAAUUAUAAAGGACCUGCAGCCCUUAAGCUCUGUCAACAUAGAAGCCCCUUUAUCUCAGUCAAGUAUCCGAUGUGAACUUCAGAGUUUUUACAGGACAAAGCGGGUAGAAGUACAGCGUUCAGUCAAUAAAGCACAUAACCUUGUUCUCUCAGCUGAAUUGUGGAGCUCCAAUAAAAACACCUUUUACCUGACUGUGGCCGGUCACCUAAUCAAUGAAAACUGGGAACUGAAAUCAUAUGUGCUCGAUACGGCACAUUUAAUCCACAAAAGCACAGCUGAAAGUGUUGUGGAGCAACUUUUGAGGAUUUCCAAAGAGUGGAACAUCACUGAAAAGACUCAAUUUGUGGUCACAAAUGUUGACGGCAUAAAAAGGGCCCAAAACAACAUACGCAAAUGGACCUUCAUACCUUGUUUUGCUUUCACUCUGGAUAAAGUUGUCAGGGAAACCCUCUCUGAUUGGGAACUUUUGCUUAGGAAAUGUCAGCAAAUAGUUGCAUUUUUCCACCAAAGUGACGAGGCUUCACAGCAUCUCCAGAAACACCGCAUUUCUCUAAAGCUCCAGUCAAGAGAACUGACUCAGUCCUCUGGUCUAAAAUGGCUUCCUACCUUUUACAUGCUGAAGACGAUCUUAGAGCAGUGGCCAGCCAUCUUUGAGGUUUUUGUGGACAAACGAGUUGAUCUUUGCCUGAACGAGAAUGAAAGAAAAAUAGUUGAUCAAAUUGUAAAAGUGUUGGAUGUUUUGAAGGAAGCCACACUGAAAGUAGGAAGACAAGGGUUCAUCUCCAUCUCAAAUAUUAUACCGGUUGUCCAAAUGCUGCAGGAGAGGCUGAGAAACCUGGGGAUGAUGGAAAACAGAAUAGCACAGAAACUGUCUGAGAAGUGUGAUUAUCAUAUUGGCAAGAUCAACCAAAUCCUUUGGUUUAGAGUUUGCACAGCGCUGGACCCUCAGUACAAAACCAGCGUGUUGCGGGACUCCAGCAUUGAAGAUGUCAAAGCAGAAAUCAAGAGACAAAUGAGGGAAUCUAAAAGUGUGUGUCAUAAAUCUAGAAGUGAUGAGUCGGUCCUGCUAAACUACUGGGAGAUGAAGGAUAUUUCAGGGAGUACACUUGAAUUCUGGAGGAAUCUACCAGAAGAGUUCAGAAAACUGUCAUCAGUGGCCCGCAAGAACCUCUCAGUGGUCUCCACGGUCAUCCCUAUGGAGAAUGUGCACCAGAUGAAGGAAUCUCAGAUUAUCAACAGGAGAAAUUGUCUAGAGCCAGAAAAUCUUAAUAUGAUACUGUUUUUGAACAGCAACCUGUGAAGAAAACACAACACACACACACACACACUGUCAUAUGUACACAAAAUGUAAACAAAUGGAGCUGUGCACUUUAAAGGGGCUGUAUGUAGAGUUGAGAAAUAUGUGCUAUUAGUGACUAGUGAUUAGUGUUGGCCAUCAAAGAGAUAUAGUUCACCCAAAAAUGAAAAUGACCAUAUUGUUUAAUCUCUUUGAAUUCUAAAGAAGAUAAUUUAAAGAAUGCUGGUUGUUAGUGCACAUUGAUGGAUUUAUUUUAUUCUUUAUUUUUGAA
Molecule: messenger RNA, 1900 nt
Organism: Danio rerio (zebrafish)
Lineage: Eukaryota; Metazoa; Chordata; Actinopteri; Cypriniformes; Danionidae
Source: RefSeq, a predicted model, not a curated record